CCCCACUACUAGAUGAACAUAUAUAAAAGGAGGCGGGCAAUACAGCAGCCGACAGUUGCACAUCGACGUGCUUCGAUGUGCUAAGUCGCGAUGAUCGCGUUGUGAAGUUAGCUUUAAUAACAUCAUACAGGUUUCAUACUCGUAUUAUUCAACAAGUUGCGCACAGUGUUGUAUACGAGUUUACUUCCACCACACAAGCAAUUAUCAACAUGAUACAUGUAAUAAUCUUGUCGGUGAUAGCGGGCGCUCUGGGCCUUUAUUACUUUUUCUUCAAGAAGACGAACCUCUUCAAGCAGCAUGGAAUACCACACAACAAGCCGCUUCCCAUAAUUGGAAACGUGGAAUCAUUUUUUUUUCGCCGUCAGUCAAUAACGGAAUUUGCCAAAAUGAUGUACGACGUAGAUUCUGAUGCCAAGUACGUCGGCAUGUAUGACUUCACCAAGCCAAUGAUAGUGCUUCGUGACCCAGAGCUUAUUAAACUCAUCACGUUAAAGCAUUUUGACACGUUUAUGGAUCAUCGCGACUUCAUUGAUGAAACGCAGGAUAUCCUAUUCGGCAAGAGCCUCUUCUCCCUUCGCGGAGACAGGUGGCGACAAGUUCGAGCUUUACUGACCCCAGCUUUCACGUCCAGCAAGAUGAAGAGUAUGUUCAAAUUAAUGUCGGAGUGCGGUGCCGAAUUCGGCACUUACCUAGCGCAAACGCCGCCGGAAAAGAGAGCGAUGGAAAUGAAGGAAGUUUUCAGCAGAUACACCGUUGACGUAAUCGCUACUUGCGCCUUCGGCGUUAGUGUUGAUUCGAUGAGGAAUCCAAACAACGAUUUCUAUGUAUACGGCAGAGAAGUAGCCAAGUUCGACACCGCCAUGUUUAUAAAAUUCUAUAUAUACAACACUAUGCCUUGGUUAGCACGAAUAUUGAAAUUGAAAUUUGUCCGCGACCAAGUAAAGAAUUUCUUUCACGAUCUCGUCGAAACCACCAUAAGGACUAGAGAUGAGAAGGGUAUCGUCCGACCGGAUAUGUUGCAGUUGCUGAUGGAGAACAGGGGCAAAGAGGGUAAACCAGAUUUGACUAUCGACGAUAUGAUAUCGCAGGCGUUUGUCUUCUUCUUCGGCGGUUUCGAUAGCACUUCGGCCGCGAUGUGCUUCGCCGCUCACGAGAUCGCGAUAAACUCCGACGUACAAGAGACACUUCAAAAUGAGAUCGACAAUGUUUUGGAGGAAACAAACGGGCAAGCACCUUACGACGCCAUCAAUAAUAUGGAAUACCUGGACGCUGUGGUCAACGAGACUCUCAGGAUGUAUCCGGUUGCUAUAAUGACGGACAGAGUGUGCUUGAACGAUUUUGAACUGCCACCGGCUUUGCCAGGGGCGAAACCCUAUAUAAUUAAAAAAGGAGAUGGCUUAUGGAUAUCUAUGGUUGGGCUUCAUCACGAUCCCAAGUACUUCGAAGAGCCGAAGAAGUUCGAUCCGGACAGAUUUCUGGGAGAGCGGAAGAAAAAUAGCCUCAACUGUGGCGCAUACCUUCCUUUCGGUUUGGGUCCCAGAAUGUGUAUCGGCAACAGAUUCUCAUUGUUAGAGACGAAAGCGCUGCUCUUUCACUUAUUGGCACGGUGCAACUUAAGGCCUUGCGAAAAGACAUCAGUACCGAUCAAAUUUGCUAAAGAUGGCUUUAAUAUGAAGGCUGAAGGUGGUUUCUGGCUGAACGUGUCCCCACGAGAAAAUAUACAUCAUACUAUUGCGAGAAGCACUACUAAUGAGAAGACAUGACACCUAUGAUACCAACAUAAAAUGCAAAAUGAAGCUGAAACAAGGCAUUUUAUUCUUGACUCUUCGAUGAAGAAUGUUUCUAAUGUACUUUUAUCGUUAUAAAUUUAAACAAGUGAAAGGAUAAAGUUUUGAUUAUCGCAAUCAUAAAUAUAUAAAUUCAAUACGUUGUAUUUAAAAUAAAGUUAUAUAUAUGUAUGUAUAGAUAC
Molecule: messenger RNA, 1969 nt
Organism: Ooceraea biroi (clonal raider ant)
Lineage: Eukaryota; Metazoa; Arthropoda; Insecta; Hymenoptera; Formicidae
Product: cytochrome P450 9e2-like
Molecular function (GO): heme binding; oxidoreductase activity, acting on paired donors, with incorporation or reduction of molecular oxygen; iron ion binding
Source: RefSeq, a predicted model, not a curated record